CAACACUACAAAUCUAUUACAUUUAUUGAGAUAUCGAUGAAAGAUGUUUCGUGUACUACAAAGGGUUAAUCAGCAAUGUCUCGUUUCUGCUACAGGAACGAAUCUGUCAAAAAGAGCCAUGGGAAACUAUUAUCCAGCAAACUACCACGAUUCUGAAGUACCAGAGGAAGCUAAGACACUUGCUCAUGUUUCAGAGCAGAACUUUACUACCAUUUUUGGAUUGGAAAUGAUGAGAGGUACUGCAGUUCUAUUCAGUUACUUUUUCCGUGAGCCUGUAACGAUAUCGUACCCGUGGGAGAAGGGUCCACUUAGCCCCCGAUUUAGAGGAGAACACGCCCUCAGACGAUACCCUAAUGGAGAGGAGAGAUGCAUUGCCUGCAAACUGUGUGAAGCUAUCUGUCCAGCACAAGCAAUCACAAUCGAAGCGGAAGAGAGAGAAGAUGGGAGUCGUCGUACUACUCGCUACGACAUUGACAUGACCAAGUGCAUUUUCUGUGGCUUUUGUCAGGAAGCAUGUCCUGUUGAUGCUAUUGUGGAGGGCCCAAACUUUGAGUACGCCACGAGAACACACGAAGAGCUCCUUUACAACAAAGAGAAACUAUUGAAUAACGGAGAUCGGUGGGAGGUAGAAAUCGCUGCAAACAUUGACGCAGACUAUUUGUACAGAUAGACUUGUGCGGAACGUGAUGUUUGAACUGAGUUAACUCUGCGACAUGAAACUUAAGACACUCUCAAACAAUAACAUAAAAGGGACAGGAGGACUGAGAAGUUGUUCGUUAGUUUAAGCUUACACGUUAUACUGUUUUGUAUUUUGGCACUCUUAAUUUAUUGUAUGUCCCUUGGAGUAUCACCUUAGGAGUUAAAAGGACCUUUAGAACACUGUUUGUCGGACAUUUUCUGCUCACUUGCACUCCGUGACCAACCCUCUGUAUAUUGGAUCUCAUAUUAUUAUCUCUAACCAGCAACCAUACAAAUCGAGACUAGAAUAAUGUAAUGACUGUCCCUCAGUUUGAUGAUAAUUUAGUAGUGAAAGGUGUUGCCCGUUACUUAGCUAGUGAUCCUCAUUAUUUGAUAAACACUAUCGUUUACGAUAUGUAUAUUUUAUAUGAUUUUUGGAAAUUAAGUAUGGACUCA
Bolinopsis microptera is the source of this 1134-nucleotide messenger RNA. RefSeq names its product NADH-ubiquinone oxidoreductase subunit 8-like. NCBI's taxonomy places the organism in Eukaryota, Metazoa, Ctenophora, Tentaculata, Lobata, Bolinopsidae. Bases 44 to 670 code for a protein of 208 amino acids. Gene Ontology annotation, cellular component: membrane. The transcript has 7 exons. Gene Ontology annotation, biological process: mitochondrial respiratory chain complex I assembly; mitochondrial electron transport, NADH to ubiquinone. Gene Ontology annotation, molecular function: NADH dehydrogenase activity; 4 iron, 4 sulfur cluster binding. The record is from RefSeq and is a predicted model, not a curated record.